GUGACGAGGAUGCAUUUGAGUCGUUGUUGGUGAUAAAACGGAAUCUGAGUUCUGAACUCACGAAACAAUAUGUUUUACCAAUGAAGAGAAGACACGAAAACAAUGAGGAUGAAAUCCAAGAGAGAAAGAGGCACAUGACCGAUGAAGAACUCGGAGAGUUAAUUGAUUUCGCUCUAAACAUAGUAAACAAACUUGAGCCAGAAAAUAAAGAACAUUUAAAUCAAAUUGUGCGACUUGCGAUAGAUAAAAAAGAAGCAUUUAUAAAUAUUUGGCGAGCUUUAGUUAUUUCAAAAGAUGAAAGUGCGAAAAUUCGAAAGUUCAUUUCUUUAAUGAAUAUCCGCUUUAAUAUGAAUCUAAAGAACAAGAUUGGAACAAUUUAA
Ambispora leptoticha is the source of this 380-nucleotide messenger RNA. Lineage: Eukaryota; Fungi; Glomeromycota; Glomeromycetes; Archaeosporales; Ambisporaceae. The record is from the annotation of a GenBank genome assembly.